UCAUAUGACCGUCGUUACGCGAGUACGGCAUCACGGUUUUGUAGAUAGGCGUUGACUCGUCCUCGGUGCUCUUGAAUUAAAUUUAUCGAAGUUUUAACUUCCCCUGUAGAUUAUUAAAGUUUAUUCUUAAAUAAUUUUACAAAGCUCACAUCAUGGCGCUCAGUGAUGCUGAUGUUCAAAAACAGAUUAACCAUAUGAUGGCUUUUAUAGAACAGGAAGCUAAUGAAAAGGCAGAAGAAAUAGAUGCCAAAGCUGAAGAAGAGUUUAAUAUUGAAAAAGGACGUCUUGUCCAACAACAACGGCUUAAAAUUAUGGAGUAUUAUGAAAAAAAAGAAAAACAAGUUGAACUACAGAAGAAAAUUCAAUCUUCAAAUAUGCUUAAUCAAGCACGAUUAAAAGUUUUAAAAGUUCGUGAAGAUCAUGUACGUAAUGUUCUUGAUGAAGCUAGAAAAAGAUUAGGAGAAGUAACUCAGAAUCCAAACAAAUAUAGCCAAAUUUUGCGAUUAUUGAUCACUCAAGGUCUUUAUCAGCUUACAGAAGGUCAUGUUUUUAUCCGUGUUCGUCAAGUUGAUCUUCCUAUCGUAGAAUCUCUUCUAGAUUCUAUACAGCAAGAAUAUAAGCAAGCAACAAAGAAGGAUGCUCUUCUUAAAAUAGAUCAAGAGACUUUCUUGCCUGCUGAAAGUUGUGGUGGUGUUGAAUUACUAACAUCUAAAGGUCGCAUUAAGAUUAACAACACUUUGGAGUCACGGUUAGAGCUUAUAGCUCAACAGCUGAUACCUGAAAUUCGGUCGGCUUUGUUUGGUAGUAAUCCUAAUCGCAAAUUUACCGAUUAAGGAAAUUACUUGCAUCAGAAAUUCACUGAUACAUUCCCUUUUAAACAGCAACCAGUAAACACGUGAAAUGUAUUGUGUAGGUUAGAAAAUAGUCUAUGACAAUAUUUUUUGUUGCAUAACUGCAUGUAUAAUACUUAAUAAUGACCUUUAUCUUUAAUUGGCUUUAUGGCAAAAUUGUCACCUAUAAAAAAAAAUAUAAAAUUGAACUAUUGUUUCAACAAAGACUUGUGUAUUGUUAAUAGAAAGAUAUGAUAUAAAAUAUAUUAUUCAUGAGUCAAAUACAAUUUUAUUUAAUAUAGCUAAAUUUUUCCAACAUGUGACAAUGUCUUAUUGUAAUAUCACGGUUGUAGCAAUAUUAGCUAUAUAUACAUAAUAGGAUAUAAUACAUUCUUAUAAAAUUCUACUGUACAUGCACAGUGUUUAUAUGGACAAUGAAAUCAAUGGAUGGUUAAGUUUAAUAAUGAACAGAACAUUCUAGUUUUCAAGAAGUGCAAUAUUGUUGUGCCAGUGAUGGUAUCGAAUGUUAACAGCAUUAAUAUUUGUUAAAACAAAAAGAAAAAAAAAUUGAAUGUGUCUAGUUCUAUUCAUAUUCUAAGAUAGCAGUAUAAAGGAAUUAUAGUUUGAUGAGUUAAUGCUUUACUUACUAGCUAUAUGCUUUUUCUGUAUAGAUAAUGAAUAUAUUCAAUGAUAGUAAAUUAUUAUGUUUAACUUUUUGAUGUUGAUAAUAGGGAAAUUGGUAAAUGGAUAAAUUAUCAAUGCUUCUUUUAUUUUAUGAUAUCGCUAUCUUACUGUGUGUUAUAUUAUGUGGCGUGUAACAGUAUUUCACUUGCUAUCAUCUUAUUAAGGUAUUUGAUCAACUAUGAUACAAAUAUAAAGCUUAUAUAAUUAAAAAUAAUAGAUUGUAUAAAGAUUAUUGCAAACUAAUGACCUUGUAAUUCUAUUUGUAACUAUGUAAUAUAAACUGUGUUCUAACCAUUCAGAAUAUAUGUAGAAAACAGUUAUUAUUGUUUCUUGUCUGUUGUUAUCAGGCAGUAAUUGCCAAUAAAAGUUAUUAUAAUA
Messenger RNA from Vespula pensylvanica (western yellowjacket), 1892 nucleotides. It is a transcript of the gene Vha26, whose product is annotated as V-type proton ATPase subunit E. Gene Ontology annotation, biological process: proton transmembrane transport. The transcript is spliced from 5 exons. NCBI's taxonomy places the organism in Eukaryota, Metazoa, Arthropoda, Insecta, Hymenoptera, Vespidae. Gene Ontology annotation, molecular function: proton-transporting ATPase activity, rotational mechanism. The coding region runs from base 153 to 833 and encodes 226 amino acids. The record is from RefSeq and is a predicted model, not a curated record. Gene Ontology annotation, cellular component: proton-transporting two-sector ATPase complex, catalytic domain.